Oenanthe melanoleuca is the source of this 2339-nucleotide messenger RNA. RefSeq names its product transforming growth factor beta 1 (gene TGFB1). The transcript is spliced from 8 exons. Bases 358 to 1578 code for a protein of 406 amino acids. NCBI's taxonomy places the organism in Eukaryota, Metazoa, Chordata, Aves, Passeriformes, Muscicapidae. Gene Ontology annotation, molecular function: growth factor activity; cytokine activity; type II transforming growth factor beta receptor binding. Gene Ontology annotation, biological process: SMAD protein signal transduction; BMP signaling pathway; regulation of cell population proliferation. Gene Ontology annotation, cellular component: extracellular region. The record is from RefSeq and is a predicted model, not a curated record.
CCCUUCCCCCUCCCCUCCCCCUCCCCCCCCGCGGCGUUUCCUGGGUGGGGCCAAAAGGGCCAAAAUCGGGCAAAAAGCGGCAAAAAGGGACAAAAUCGGGCAAAAAAGGACAAAAAAGGGACGAAAAGGAUAAACCGGGACCACCCGGACCGGGAAGAGACAAGCGGGACCACCCGGGACGAACCGGGACAAGCAGGAAGGCCCGGGACUACCCAGAGACCACCUAGGACAAACCGGGACAAAGCGGGAAGGAUCGGAACCACCCGGGACAAAAGGGAACCGUUUAUCCCGGUUUGUCCCGCUCUGUCCCACUCCCUUCCGGUCCGUUUGUCCCGCUCCGUCCCGCUCCGUCCCGGGAUGCCGCUCCCCGCGCCGCUCCCCGCGCUGCUGCUGGCCGCGCUCUGUCCCGCGCUCGCCCUCAACACGUGCCGCACGCUGGACCUGGAGGCGGCGCGGCUGAAGCGCAUCGAGGCCGUGCGGGGGCAGAUCCUGAGCAAGCUGCGGCUGCCGGCGCCGCCGCCGGACCCCGAGCCCGAGCCGGCCCCGGCGCUGCCCGAGGACGUGCGGGCGCUCUACAACAGCACCCGCGAGCUGCUGCGGCAGCGGGCGAUGCACCGGGAGCUGCCCGACCCGCAGGAGUACUGGGCCAAGGAGCUGUUCCGGUUCCCGAUGGAGACACCGGGGGACGGUGACGCAGAGAGCUGGCGCCCCACCGCCCACAGCCUGUUCUUCGUGUUCAACGCAACGCGGCUGCGGGCGGGGCUGGGCCGGGCCGAGCUGAGCAGGGCCGAGCUGCGCAUGCUGCGGCAGGGGACGCAGGGGACAGCACAGGGGACACAAGGGACAGCGACAGCCACGGGGACAGCCACCGGGACACUGGGGACUGAGCAGAGAGUCGAGCUCUACCAGGGUUUCGGGAACUCCUCCUGGCGCUAUCUCCAGGGUCGCUCUGUUCGUGUCACCGCUGAGGACGAGUGGCUCUGGUUCGAUGUCACCGACAGUGUCCAGCAGUGGCUGCGCAGCUCUGAGUCGGUGGCCGUGUUCCGGCUGAGCGCGCACUGCCCCUGCGAGCCCGAGGGGGGCGCUGCGCCCGCACUGCGCAUCAGCAUCGAAGGGUUCGAGCAGCAGCGGGGGGACAUGCAGAGCAUCGCGCGCCGGCACCGCCGCGUGCCACACGUGCUGGCGAUGGCGCUGCCGGCGGAGAGAGCGCAGGCCCUGCACGGACAGCGGGCACGGAGAGACCUGGGCACACAGAGCUGCGGGGGUCCCGAGGAGCAGAGCUGCUGCGUGCGCCCCCUGUACAUCGAUUUCCGCCGGGACCUGCAGUGGAAGUGGAUCCACGAGCCCCGGGGCUACAUGGCCAAUUUCUGCGGUGGGCCCUGCCCCUACAUCUGGAGCGCCGACACCCACUACACCAAGGUUCUGGCCCUGUACAACCUGCACAACCCUGGGGGCUCAGCGGCGCCAUGCUGCGUGCCGCAGAGCCUGGAGCCGCUGCCCAUCGUUUACUACGUGGGGCGCAAGGCGCGUGUGGAGCAGCUCUCGGGGAUGGUGGUCAGCGCCUGCAAGUGCAGCUGACCCCAAACCGCCCCAAAACAUCCCCAAAACAUCUCAAAACCUCCCCAAAAACCACCUCAAAACCGCACUGAAACCGCCCCAAAAAUACCCCAAAAGCACCUCAAAGUCAGCACCAAAAACACCCCAAAAAACCAGCAAAACCGCACUGAAACUGCCCCAAAAAUACCCCAAAACACCCCAAAAACAGCCCAAAAACACACCUCAAAACCGCACUGAAACCGCCCCAAAAAACAGCCCCAAAACACCCCCUGGACUGGCUGGAAAGUGUCCCAGAAACAGCCCAAAACCACCCCCAAAAACACCCCAAAACCGCUUCAAAAAACACCCCAAAACUGCUACAAAAUACAUCCCAAAACUGCUCCAAAAAACACCCCAAAACUACUCCGAAAUACACCCCAAAAACACCCAAAAACCACCCCAAAACCACCUCAAAACUGCACUGGAACAGCCCCAAAAACACCCCAGAAACACCCCAGAGCCGCACUGAAACUGCCCCAAAAAUCACCCUAAAACCGCCCCAAAAAACAGCCAAAACCACCCCAAAUCUGCUCCCAAAACACCCCAAAAUCUCCCCAAAAACAGCCCGAAACUGGUCCAAAAGCACUCCAAAACCACCCCAAAAUCAUCCCCAGAAACACCCCAAAAACACCCCCAAAAAAACUCCAAAAUUACCCCAAAACCCCCAGAAGUCUCCAGAUUUGCCCCGGAAAAUCCCCAGCUCCAUCCUGCAGCUUUGUAUAAUAAAUUUAUUUAAUUUCUAA